Molecule: messenger RNA, 1112 nt
Organism: Syzygium oleosum
Lineage: Eukaryota; Viridiplantae; Streptophyta; Magnoliopsida; Myrtales; Myrtaceae
Exons: 2
Coding region: 237-854 (205 amino acids)
Biological process (GO): cell redox homeostasis
Source: RefSeq, a predicted model, not a curated record
AAUUCUCCGUCGGCUGCUUCCCCUUCGCUUCCCUUUAACCGACUCAUCGCCGCCGCCCCCGCCGGCGGGGACGACGACGCUGUCUUGACUUCUUCUCGUUAGACUCUUCGGCCGAGCCGGACGGCGGCGGCGGCGGCGCAAAUUUUCCCUUCGGUGGCCGGACUUCGGAUUCGGGUCCGAGCAGUCGCGACUCAGACUGAAGCAAAGAAAACAUUGCAAAGGCAAGAUAAGUUUUCAUGGGUCCUGGUCCCAAACAGCCUCAGUUCUGCUUGAAAUGGCCAUGGGACAUCCACCGGAACCCUGCUGACCCCAGAGGCUGUAGCUUUGAAACUCCAUGGGUGUUCAAAUCUUUGCAAAACAUGGGCUCCCUCGCUUCCAAUCUCCUCGUUUCUGCCUUAAAAUCCCCGCUUUCUCAUGACCCAUCUCCUCAAUCCUCGCCCUUGGUUGCUGGAACCAGUAAAGACAAGGUCUUGAAGUCGCAAAAGAAGGGCUUGAGUGCUGAAGAGCAAGGAGAGGCGGAGCAGAGAGCGUUGGCCUCUGCUUUGGCCAGUCGGAAGGAGGCCACUGUGAUCGAGUUCUACUCACCCAAGUGCCGGCUGUGUAGUUCUUUGCUCAAGUUUGUUCUGGAGGUGGAGGGGCGGAAUUCGGAUUGGCUCAGCAUUGUUAUGGCAGAUGCAGAGAAUGAGAUGUGGCUUCCUGAGCUCCUCCACUAUGACAUUAGAUAUGUUCCUUGCUUUGUGCUUUUGGACAAAAAUGGGAACGCACUGGCAAAAACAGGCAUUCCAAGCAGUAGGCUUCAUGUAAUAGCUGGCCUAACUCAUCUUCUCAAAAUGAAGCGUCCGCAAAACAAGUGAUUGCUGUAUCAGGCACUGUUGAUGAUUCAGCCGACACUGAAUGACAAUUUUCGUAAGUUGCCCGAGCUGAUUAUGUGGAAAUUGCUGACCGCCUUUUAUACUUCUGCCAGGAGUCACCUGUUAGUGCUACUAGUGCGAGCGAUCUGUACUUUUCCUUCUGUGUAGAGUUGUGACAAGCUGAAUAUAAAAGACGUUAGUGAUUGAUGGUGUUUCUCCCCAAUAGAAUGGUUGAAAGCUUGAAAACCAAUUUCAUGUCAA